GCAACACUGGAGACAUUGGGAAAGGGUCUCCUCCUUUGAAACAGCAUAAAUACCUCAGGAGUCACGCUACACUGCCUCAGAUGCAGGCAGCGCUGAGAGAGGAGCCUAGUUUGCUGAAGAUAACAAAAGGGUGAGGUAACAUCAAGGACAAAGCUGGCAUUACUCAGGUGUUUUUUCAACAUGAAUCCAACGAGUCUCUUCUGCUUCUUCCUGUGCCUCAUCGCAGUAACUGGUGACCGGGUUUACGUCCACCCUUUUGCUUUGUUUGCAUAUAACAGGAGUAGCUGUAAGGACCUGGAAAACUUGAUCCAGGAGGAGAAAACAUUCGUCCCUAUCUUCAUCAAGUCUCAAGCCAUCCCUGCCUAUGAAGAACAGCCCAAGCCAGAGAUGCAAAGCUUAGGUGUCAAUGGCAAGCAAAGACUGAGCUACCUGAAAAACCUAGUGUAUGUUCUUGGUGUACGUUUCUAUGGUGCAGUGAGGGAAACACGAAAGGGUGAAAACAUUCUCCUUUCCCCCACAAGCAUCUAUGGGUCUUUGGUAUCUUUCUACUUAGUGGCUUCAGGCCAGACAGCAGCUGAUUUACAGGACUUCCUGGGAUUCAUCUCCCCCUCUGGUGACCCAGACUGCACCUCCAAAGUGGAUGGGCGUAAAGUCCUUUCAGCCCUGAGGACCAUUGAUGACCCGCUCCUCACCAACACAGCUGAUGAUCUGUUCUUUUCAAAACUGUCCUGCCUCUUCUCUGCCCCAAAUGUCCGCCUAGCUGAAUCAUUUGUGCAUGACUUGGCCCUUGCUUCUGAUGCUUUCUAUGCUCGAGCUGUUGAUUUUACAAAUCCAAGGCAAGCAGUAGAGCAAAUAAACACCUUUGUGAAGGCCAAAGUCACCAGCAGGAGCAAGAACUUGCUGACAGACAUCGACCCAACAACCACCUUGCUCUUUACCAGUGAAAUUCACUUAGAAGCUAAUGUGAAGAAAGCGUGCCAACUGAAAGAGCCCCAGGAGUUCUGGAUUGAUUCCAGCACAAAGAUUUUGGUGCCUAUGAUGUCAGUAACUGGAUUGUUUCAGUACAAAAGAGAUGCCAGAAAGCAUUUUUCCAUCACCACAAUCCCCCUUACCAAGAAUGCGCUACUGGUCUUGGUACAGCCUAUCAAUGGCAAUGACCUGAACACAAUAGAGUCCGAAAUUUCUUUGCAAUCCUCCGAAUGGCUGCAAGACCUGUCACCAAGACAAAUUAAAUUAUCCUUGCCACAGUUAACAUUAGAGAGCACAUAUGACCUUCAGGAACUUCUUGUGAACAUGAAUUUGUCUACACUGUUGGGGAAGGAGGCAGAUCUCAGUAAAAUAAGCAAUGCUAACCCCACAGUUGGAAAGGUUAUAAAUAAGGCCUUUUUCAAACUGAACCUAGUAGAUGAGGUGGAAGACCCUUCAGAACAAAAUGAAGAUGUGGUGCCCAUGGAAGUUACAUUGAACAACCCAUUCCUACUGGCCAUUUAUGAGGAGAAUUCAAAGGCAAUGCUUUUCCUUGGUAGAGUAGCAAACCCACUGAAUGGUGUUUAAAUGCAAGGGAGGGGAAAAUGGAAAGUUAGUACAUAAGCAAAGCAUCCCACAUUUCCAACCUCCAAUUCAUCUGCUGCUAGAAUCCUCUUGAGCUUGUGUAGUUAGCUUUGAAAUAAAGCAAAUGGUACUCACAGUACAACUUUUCACAAGGUGCAAGGUUAUUACUAGCAUCUUAUUGUUUUUCUUCCAAUCAGACGCACAAUAGGAGAAAAAGUUCUUUUUAUCCACUGCAAACGUGGUUAUGGCAGCAUGAAUAGCUACAUUAAAGACUGCAAUUUUAGGAAAUUGAUGGCUCAACAUAAUUGGUGUUCAGUGAAGAGAGUUAUCUUCAACGCUUUUAUAGAUUUUGAAAGGUUGGUCAGAUUUGAGAGGCAUACUUGUGCUGCAUAAGAAGUAUUGAACAAAAUCAGGACUUACAAGGAUUUCAGGUUAGAUCAGCAGUAUUUUUCCCUUAAAUUGCUGCUCAUGGUACAUGGCAUUGGUUUUGGUCAUACCACUUCUACCAGUUUUACCUUCAGAUAGAAUAAGCAUGCUUUGGGAAGGUUUAAAAUAAAGGGUUUUGUUUUGGGUAAGGAAAUGAAAGUGGAAUAUAGUCUUACAACCCAUUGGUAUUCCUUUCUUUUUAAUUAUGUUCCACUGAAAUCCUUCUUUAGACAUAGAUUAAGAGCUAUUUAUUUUGGAUUUAAUGGAAAAGAUGACUAUUAUGUAGGGUGCGGAUCUAUAAGCCUUGACUUUCAUUGAGUAGUUUAAGCUCAAUUAAGUAGCCCCUUUGGAAGUAAUUUGGGCUACUGGUGUAAGUACCAGUUGGGGGGAGGGAGCGAAAGGGAGACAGGGAAUGACCCAUCAGGUUCAUAUGGUCCAAUCUAUUUCUUACUAUAAUCAGAGGAGUGUGCUAGUUGUUUCUAAUCAGAGUUUCUCAGGCUCUUGCACUGAACACCUAUGGAGGCAAGAACUAUGGGUGUAUCCAUGGUCCAGUGGAAGUGCAUGGAAGCUUUGCUGCUAAUUGCAGUUGAGUCAGGGUUUUAUCUCUUGCAGACAGCUGUGAAGACGAAAGCACGUGGGCAACUGAUGGUACUAUACAAACAGUAAAAUACUACAGAACGUAACCUUUUGUGUGUCCUAAUGAAUAAAAAUAAUACAGCCAAACCUGGAAA
Alligator sinensis (Chinese alligator) is the source of this 2708-nucleotide messenger RNA. RefSeq names its product angiotensinogen (gene AGT). Bases 181 to 1554 code for a protein of 457 amino acids. NCBI's taxonomy places the organism in Eukaryota, Metazoa, Chordata, Crocodylia, Alligatoridae. The record is from RefSeq and is a predicted model, not a curated record. Gene Ontology annotation, molecular function: serine-type endopeptidase inhibitor activity. Gene Ontology annotation, biological process: regulation of systemic arterial blood pressure by renin-angiotensin. The transcript is spliced from 5 exons.